Osmerus eperlanus (European smelt) is the source of this 2992-nucleotide messenger RNA. RefSeq names its product atlastin 3 (gene atl3). Gene Ontology annotation, molecular function: GTP binding; GTPase activity. The coding region runs from base 181 to 1722 and encodes 513 amino acids. Gene Ontology annotation, biological process: endoplasmic reticulum organization; protein homooligomerization. Lineage: Eukaryota; Metazoa; Chordata; Actinopteri; Osmeriformes; Osmeridae. The record is from RefSeq and is a predicted model, not a curated record. The transcript is spliced from 14 exons.
GUCACGAAAUCAGGUUUGCAUUUUCCGUACACUACAAAACACAAAGACGGAACUGUCUAGCAACGCAGUUGGAAGUUUUCUAGCUUGUUGUGUUUAAGCAAGCUUUUUCAGUGUACUUCUGGCAAGCACGCCUGCUGCUGCGACUUAUUUCGCUAUAUCAAAGGGACUGUUACUUGAAUUAUGGGAAGUGAGCCAGGCCCAGUUCAAAUUGUGUCUGUGAGCAAGGAGGAUCACUCCUUUACUUUGGACACAAAGGCCCUUGAGCGUAUACUGCUGGCACCUGAGGUCCGAGACAAGGAUGUGGUGGUGCUCUCAGUAGCUGGAGCAUUCCGGAAAGGAAAGAGCUUUAUUCUGGACUUCAUGCUCCGUUACUUGCACAGGAAGGAUCAAGGUGUGGACUGGCUGGGUAAGGACGAUGAGCCCUUAACAGGCUUUUCUUGGAGGGGGGGCUCCGAGCCGGAGACAACAGGGAUCCUGUUAUGGAGUGAGGUCUUCCUGGUGGAGAAGAAUGAUGGGACACAGGUGGCAGUAGUACUGAUGGACACCCAGGGAGCUUUUGACAGCCAGUCCACAGUGAAGGACUGUGCCACCAUCUUUGCCCUCAGUACCAUGACCAGCUCAAUACAGAUCUACAAUCUCUCACAGAAUAUCCAGGAAGAUGACCUGCAGCAGCUUCAGCUGUUUACAGAAUAUGGUCGUCUUGCUAUGGAUGAAAUUUUCUUGAAGCCCUUUCAGUCUCUCAUGUUCCUAAUCAGGGAUUGGAGCUUUCCUUAUGAAUACUCCUAUGGGCUGGUGGGGGGCAGUCAGUUUCUCGACAAACGGUUGCAGGUGAAGGAGACCCAGCAUAAGGAGCUGCAGACAGUGAGGGAGCACAUCCACUCCUGCUUCACCUCCAUUUCCUGUUUCCUCCUUCCGCACCCCGGGCUAAAGGUGGCCACCAGCCCUUCUUUCAAAGGACAGCUUAGUGAUGUGGCUCCAGAGUUCAAAGAUGAGCUGCGUAACCUGAUCCCCACCCUACUGCAACCAGACAAACUGGCUGUGAAGGAGAUCAAUGGAAACAAAGUCACCUGCCGGGGCCUUCUGGAGUUUUUCAAGGCAUACAUCAAGAUUUACCAGGGUGAAGACCUGCCUCAGCCAAAGUCAAUGCUGGAGGCAACAGCAGAGGCCAAUAACCUGGCCGCUGUGGCAACAGCCAAAGACCAAUACUACAAGAACAUGGAGAAGGUUUGUGGAGGCGAUCUUCCCUACGUGUCUCCAGACACACUGGAGGACAAGCACAGAUUCAACCUCCAGGAGUCCCUCCAUAUCUUCUCCUCCACCAAGAAGAUGGGAGGGAAGGCAUACUGUGAUCAAUACCAGGGUCAGCUGCAGGCUGAGAUAUUGGAUCUCUGGAAGGCUUUCAGCAAGCACAACCAGUCAAAGAAUAUCUUCAGUGCGUUCCGGACCCCUGCCGUGCUGUUUGUCCUAGUGUGCAUCCUGUACGUGCUGUCAGGGCUGUUGCUGUUCAUUGGCCUGGGUACUGUAGCUUUUGCAUGCGACUGUGUGUUGGGCGUGGCCAUGAUUGCCAUGCUGGCCUGGGCCUUCAUCCGCUACUCUGGCCAAUACCACGGUGUAGGAGGAACCAUUGACCAGGCUGCUGAGGUCCUACUGGACAAGGCUACUGUGGUGCUGAACAAGACAAGAGGGACGAGAGCUCUAGCACAAACGAAGAAAUCCAGCUAAACAUUCUGCACUAAAGCCUUACCAUCCCACCCCAUGGCAGAAGAAUACAGCACUUAGUGUAACAGCACCACUUUACAAUAGUCUGUUUUGAUGCAGAUUUACCAGCAUCUUUCCAUGAUAUGCACAAUUUGACAUCAUAUCGGGAGUGAGGGACGUCACUUUGUAGCUUCAGAUUAAAAACAUAAUUUUUCAAAGAUUAUUCAGGUAUCUGGGGCAAGGUACAUUGUCCCAGGAGGAUAUUUGUUCCUUUGCUAUUGACACUAACACUGCCAUUCGUGCACACUCCUCUCAUAAGUCUUCCAAGACAACCCAAGGAUGUUUACUUUGAAACACCAGACACAAGCAAAGUAUUGUUUUUAUAGGUUAUGCUAAUUUGAGUCAUAUACUAUAUAUUUUGUUGAUGACCAGUUCAGAGGCUUGCCAGAGUAUAUCAUGGUAGGCUUCAGCAGUGUAUCUUGCUGGCUUAAUGCGAUAGACCAUUCAAUGCAACAUUUCUUGACUUUGGCUAUCCCAUUCUGUGGCCUUAUGCACAUUCCAUCGUAUUUGAGACUUUGCUAUAUCCCCUUAUUUGUCUACCUUAACUGGAUUGUGUUCAUUAUUAUACAACUUGCACUUUAAAGUGAACUGAUAAAAGAUCGUACAGUCCAGGCAACACAAUUGUAUCUCUCUUCCUAAUCAUUUAGUUUUACAAUCUCCCUUAAGAGACACAUUCCAUAAUUACACUUUUUAAAAGGUUUAAUUAUUUUGCUGCUUGAAACACAACAAAGAUGGUUUACUGUCUCUGAAUUUGAACAUAUUACUCAACUCAUUAGGACACCCAUCUGAGUCAAGUUAAGAAUAGAAAUAUCUUAAGGUAAAAGGUUAUGCAAUAAAGACAAACUACUAAUUGGGCAUCCCUUGUACAGUAAGAUGCUUGGUGUCCUAUCAGCCAAAGAGUUCAUCUUUAGUAAAAGUUACAGACAGUUCUUUGAGCACAUUUAAUUCAAAUGUAAUUCUCUUGACAUCCCUCUUUGACAUUCCAUAUAUUUGCAUCAUAUUGUUAAGGAACCUUUAAAUAUCAUGUGCAUAAAAAAAAGUCUGCAGCAAUUACUAUGGCGCGUCUUUCUCUGUGCUGUUACUUUUAAAACUUUUAGGCCAGAAAUGAAAUAUUAGUUGCAUGAUGUUAAUGUGGUUACUGGUAUGUUUACCAUCAUAUGCACUAUUGUGUCUCGUGGUCUAAAGAAAUGCUAUUUUUUAAACAAAUAAAUUGAGCUUGACGUAAAUAGCCUAA